Molecule: messenger RNA, 3489 nt
Organism: Myripristis murdjan (pinecone soldierfish)
Lineage: Eukaryota; Metazoa; Chordata; Actinopteri; Holocentriformes; Holocentridae
Gene: dpy19l3
Product: dpy-19 like C-mannosyltransferase 3
Exons: 19
Coding region: 144-2354 (736 amino acids)
Cellular component (GO): nuclear inner membrane
Molecular function (GO): mannosyltransferase activity
Source: RefSeq, a predicted model, not a curated record
CUUUGUUGCGAUAAGGACAGAUAGAGAAAGCCUGGCGUUCACAGCGGGAGCGCGCCUGAACGUAAACCCCAUCUUAACAUCCUGAUGGUCACAUUUACUACAGGCACUAAGUCGUCUGGCUGUGCUGCUCACUACUUUGCAACAUGACAGCUUUACGCCAAAGGAAGGGCAGCAAGGGGAAGGAGCCCCCGGUCGCUCCCGACUUUCAGCCCCAAAAGUCCAACUGUUGCUCUGAGCAUCACUCAGACAAGAUCCUGCAUGGUGACUGGUCAUGGGGGUCGAUAAUCUGGACAUCGGUUGGCUGGUCAGUGUCCGUCGGUCUCGGCUUGCUGUGCUGCAUCUACGUGGCAACGCUUCACGAGAACGACCUGUGGUUCUCCAACAUCAAGGAAGUUGAGCGUGAGAUUUCCUUUCGGACAGAGUGUGGACUGUAUUACUCCUACUACAAGCAAAUGUUGCAGGCUCCGUCCAUACAGCAAGGGCUCUCCGAGUUGAUCCACGACAAUCUGACCGAAUCCAAAAGGACCAUAAACCUCCUGCAGCGGAUGAACAUCUACCAGGAGGUUUUCCUCAGCGUGCUCUACAGACUGCUGCCCAUACAGGUGUAUCUGGAGCCGGUGUAUUUCUACAUCUACACCGUGUUCUCGCUUCAAGCGGUGUAUGUGAUCGCUUUGUACCUCACAGCAUGGCUCCUGGCUGGCUCCUGGCUGGCCGGUGUGCUCACCGCGAUCUGGUACAUACUCAACAGGGUCGAUACCACUCGUGUGGAGUUCACCAUCUCCCUCCGAGAAAACUGGUCUCUGCCCUUUCUGGCGCUGCAGGUUGCUGCCAUCACUUGUUACCUUAGGCCUCAGCUUACCGCCAUACAGCAGAAGGUGAUGGUGUGGCUGAUGUUCGUGACGACCUUCUGCUUCUGCCUGACGUGGCAGUUCAACCAGUUCAUCCUGCUGGUCCAGGCCCUCAUCAUAUACAGCCUGGACAGUGUGGACGUGCUCACAGCCUCACAGGUGACCACUCUGUACCUGGUCCAAGUCAGUGGUCUGCUGAGUGUGUGGCUUCUCCAGUUCUGUAACUCCAUGAUACUGGGCUCACUGGUCCUCAGCUUCAUAGUGGCUGCGCUCUUCGUGAAACACUGCCAGCCUGGCCUGAAAACAGGAAGUCUCGCUGUUCGUCUGGGCAAACUGCUUCUCCACACCGCGCUGGUUCUCCUCCUCACCGUCACCAUCAACUACCUGGCCAAGAAAGCACUUCAGCUGAGGUCAGAUGAACACAUCUUUAAAUUCAUCAAGGCGAAAAUCGGCUUGGGGCCAACGAGGGAUUUUGAUGCCAGUCUCUAUCUGUGUGAAGAGGCCUUUGGCCUGCUGCCUCUCGACACGCUGGAGCGUCUAGCCGGCACGCUGCUGCUUUACCCCUACAUCCUCACAUCACUGCUGCUCACCGGCACGCUGGCAGUGACGGCCCUGCAGAACCUGAGCGGGCUCAAAGGAGGGUCAGUAGAGGAGAAAAGAGGAGGAGGAGAGUUAAGAGCAAUGACUCUUCGUCCACAUGUGGCCUAUAAUCUGUUGCACACACUGUUCUACGGCCUCUUGGCUUUCAGCACGAUGAGGAUGAAAUAUAUCUGGACGGGUCAUAUGUGCGCGGUGGCGGCUUACGGUGUUUGUGGGACGGAGCUGUGGAAUCUGAUUCUCGGUGCUCUCCGCUGCAACAGUAAAACUCUGAUCAGGCUUGUCAGAUACGCCGUUCCACUGGCGAUGAUUGGUUGCCUGUAUUACAAGUUCUGGCCCAAGCUGAUGGAGGAGGUAUCAGAACUGAGAGAGUUUUAUGAUCCAGACACUGUGGAGCUCAUGACCUGGAUCAGCUCGAAGACGCCGAAGCAGGCUGUGUUUGCAGGCAGCAUGCAGCUGCUUGCAGGCAUCAAGCUGUGCACAGGCAGAGUCCUCACCAACCACCCGCAUUAUGAGGACAAGGAGCUGCGAGAAAGAACAAGACAGGUGUACCAGGUGUAUGCUCGCCGCUCCCCAGAGGAGGUUUAUGGCAUCCUGAAGGCCAUCGGGGCCGACUACCUCGUCCUGGAGGACAGCAUCUGCUACGAGAGGAGGCACAAGAGAGGCUGCCGACUGCGAGACCUGCUGGAUCUGGCCAACGGACAUAUCAUGGACGGACCGGGACAGAACGACGCCGACCUCGUUCCCGCCGCACACCCCCGUUUUUGCGAGGCCAUCAAGUCGGACGCGGCGGCCUACGCGGCGCUGUUCACCAGGACUUUCCGGAACAAAACCUUCCACGUCUACCGGCUCAGGAAGAAGCGCGCGAAAAGCAGCAAGAGCUCGACGGACGCCGACCCGACCCACUAGCCGGAGCAGAGGUCAGGCUGCAGCAGGGCUGGAGGCCACAGAGGAGAAAUAUCCAGAAGAAGAAGAAAACACAAAACAAAACAAAACACUGAAUUCUCACUCUGUUCCUCCAUCUUCUGUCUGAACUCUUUAUUUUAUUUUAUUUUUUUUUUUUAAUAGAACAUCCCCAUAAACUACUGUGUUACAACAGCGGCUCAGAUGAAGCUCGGAGCUGGGUUGUUUUUUGGUUCUUGGAGUGCGGAAGCACCUGUGAGAGUCCUGCUGUGGGCAGUUUUGUCUGCAAAACAAACCACAAACAACACACACACACACACUAAUUGGUGCAGAUAAAGAGAAAAAACUCUGCAAGUGUAAACAAGCAUUAUUAGACUCCUACCAGCAUCGAUUAUUAAGACAAGGACACAAGCAACAAUUGAAGAGAUUCAUUUCAUUUUAAGUGGGUGUAUGUGUUUCUCUCCCUCUAUCGCUCGCAUAAUGAGCAGCAAAAAUACGGUAGUAAGUUGUACAGGAUGAUUAUCUGUCCUUUAACUGUCGUGUUUUAUGGUUCCCGGGUUUUUUCCGAUGAUCGUCAACCUCCCCUAACCUCACACAGCCAUGCUCUGAUUUCAUUUCCAUCGUUCACAAUACAAGGCAGGUGAUGCGAUCAGCCAUUUGUCUUGGAUGAGUCAACUCAUCCAAUCAGACAAACGAACCAUCUGAUGUUUAGAGUGCCAAAGCUAAGCAAACAGCAGCAACUGUGAUGGCGUAAGACGGGAGGGGCGAUUCCAAAUUUGUUGGUGUCGAUUCUGACUCUGAUUCUGAUUUGCACAGCCAGAAUGGUCCAGUAGAUUGAGUAUUCAAAUAUUGCACGUAUUACUCCAUAUUCCAUGUAAUGCAAGCUAAGAUAUACAGCUUCUGCUUUGUGAUGGUCAGUCUUUUUGUCGUUAAAACAAUUUUUUUUUUUUUUUUUUUUAUUUCUGCUUCAAGAAUAAAGCUGGAGUGUCUUCAGAUCCGUUCCGGUUUGUUUCAGUAUCGAGUCUCAGAAUCAAGAAUCCCCUCGUUUGGAGUCGAUUUCUCAUCCCUCGGUGAAAGCGAGCAAGAUUAUCGCCGGCUUGUUAGGAUGCUACGCCCCUUUUUCCCAUUUUUUGUGAGGAAG